This is a messenger RNA of Funneliformis mosseae, 456 nucleotides long. The record is from the annotation of a GenBank genome assembly. Lineage: Eukaryota; Fungi; Glomeromycota; Glomeromycetes; Glomerales; Glomeraceae.
AUAUUAUAGUUCCUAUUUUAACAACUUUAACAUCUCCUGUUUUAAAAGUUGGUAAUAAAAUUAAUAUAAAAUUAAGUAGAGAUGGAAGAAAUGUAGGAAGAAAGCAAAAGCAUGUGAUGCUUACUAUGUGUAUUCUUAAUGAAGAAGAAGUUGUUUUGAAUCCCGCUCAUCAAUAUAGUAUUUGUUUAUAUAUAGGGAAAGAAUCUUAUGAUUUUUUAUCUAUCGUAUCAAUCAAAUUUUCACACAAACUUGAAAAAUUAAAAACUAAUGGAUAUAAAGAUUCAAAUAAUACAAUUUGGCCAGUUAAAUUAUUUUUUUUAGGUGAUUGGAAAUUUGUAGUAUUAGUUAUGGGAAUCAAUGCUACAACAUCUAAUUACUUUUGCCUCUAUUGUAAUUAUCAUAAAGAUAAAAGAUAUAAUAUGGAUAAAGUAUGGUUAAACUCAAAAAAUAUGCAUG